Molecule: messenger RNA, 1124 nt
Organism: Papilio machaon (common yellow swallowtail)
Lineage: Eukaryota; Metazoa; Arthropoda; Insecta; Lepidoptera; Papilionidae
Gene: Uck
Product: uridine-cytidine kinase
Exons: 6
Coding region: 8-907 (299 amino acids)
Cellular component (GO): cytosol; cytoplasm
Molecular function (GO): kinase activity; ATP binding
Source: RefSeq, a predicted model, not a curated record
UCUUGAGAUGUCAAUAUCUGCGAAUUUUUUGCGAAGUCGUGUUUGCAGUUUUGGUGCAUUGGUGAAAGAAGUUCCUUCCAGAUAUAUUUUUACUAUUAGAAUGUCUGAAAAGCCGGCAGAUUACCUUGCUACCAAUGGUUUUGAAAGCAAAACUCCAUUCUUAAUCGGUGUAGCGGGCGGGACAGCGAGUGGAAAGUCAACAGUAUGCCAACGCAUAAUGGAGAAAUUGGGACAACAGCACAAAGAACAAACAGAGAGACGAGUUGUCUGUAUCAGUCAAGAUUCCUUCUACCGAACUCUCACACCGUCAGAGCGGCUCCGAGCUGAACGUGGACAGUUUAACUUCGAUCAUCCUGAUGCUUUUGAUGACAAGAAACUGCUUGCCAUUCUGAAAGAUAUUCUAGCUGGAAAGAAAGUUGAAGUCCCAGAGUAUGAUUAUAUCACAAAUUCUAUAAGCCCGCAUCGCUCACACACAAUCUACCCAGCUGAUGUUGUGCUGAUUGAAGGCAUCCUGGUAUUUUAUUUCCCGGAGGUGCGGGAACUCUUUCACAUGAAGCUGUUUGUAGACACUGACUCAGACACACGACUUGCAAGACGAGUCCCUCGUGACAUAAUGGAGCGUGGCAGAGACUUGGAGCAAGUACUCAAUCAAUACAUGAACUUUGUGAAGCCUGCAUUUGAGGAGUUCUGCUUACCGACUAAGAAAUUUGCUGACGUCAUCAUACCAAGGGGCGCUGAUAAUUUAGUGGCUAUUGACUUAAUCGUACACCAUAUAUGGGAUAUUAUGUACAAGAAGAGACCAGCGGCGAAAGUUGCGAAUGGGACUUGCAAUGGAACACAUCUGGAAGUUGAUGAGGGGAAUGGAAGAAGGAUGUCAGGAAGUUCGGAGGAUACUCUAAGCCGAUAGCUAAUGCACAAAUCGGGAUGUUCCAUUUUGGAUCUGUGACUGACGCGGUUCGGAAUAUUUUUUUUUUCUUGUCUUAUAUUCCAUUUUAUUUCAGUAUUUUCUAACAAAGUCUGUUCCCAUUUGAUCAAUCUUAACUAUAUAAGUGUCAUAACUUCAAGAAACAUUUUUCCAAUUCGAAAGGUAGAAAAAGAUUCGAAAAAAAUACAGAUUUUUUUAA